AUGCUAAUGCUAAACCAAACAGACCUGACCCCAGUCUCAUUCAUUCUUAAUGGGAUCCCAGGACUGGAGGACAUGCACAUGUGGAUUUCUUUCCCAUUCUGCUCCAUGUAUGCUGUGGCUGUGGUAGGGAAUUGUGGGUUCCUCUACCUCAUCCACUAUGAGGAUUCCCUGCACAGGCCCAUGUACUAUUUUCUAGCUAUGCUUUCCCUAACUGAUCUUUUCAUAUGCUUUAGUACAAUUCCUAAAGCUCUCUGCAUCUUCUGGUUCCAUUUCAAGGAAAUCAGCUUUGAUGGAUGUCUGGUCCAGAUGUCCUUCAUCCAUACCUUCACAGGGAUGGAGUCUGGGGUGCUCAUGCUUAUGGCCUUGGACCGCUACAUAGCCAUCUGCUACCUGCUGUGCUACUCUACUAUCCUCACCAAUUCUGUUAUUGCAAAGGCUGGGCUCUCCACCUUUCUCAGAGGGGUCCUCAUAAUUCCCUUCACUAUCCUCACCAAGCGCCUGCCCUACUGCAGAGGGAAUAUAAUUCCCCACACCUACUGUGACCACAUGUCUGUAGCCAAAUUAUCCUGCGGGAAUAUCAAGGUCAAUGUCAUCUAUGGUCUGACGGUUGCCCUCCUGAUUGGGGGCUUUGACAACCUGUGCAUCACAAUCUCCUACACCAUGAUCCUCCGGGCAGUGGUCAGCCUCUCUUCAGCAGAUGCUCUGCACAAGGCCUUCAGCACCUGCACUGCCCACGUAUGUGCCAUUGUUUUCUCUUAUAGUGCAGCCUUCUUCUCCUUCUUUUCCCACCGCUUUGGGGCCCACACAAUCCCUCCAUCUUGUCACAUCAUUGUGGCCAAUAUUUAUCUGCUCUUGUCUCCCACUAUGAACCCCAUUGUCUAUGGGGUGAAAACCAAGCAGAUACGAGACUGUGUCAUAAGGAUCCCUUCAGGUUCUAAGGACAUCAAAUUCCAGAGCAAAUGA
Leptonychotes weddellii (Weddell seal) is the source of this 963-nucleotide messenger RNA. Its product is annotated as olfactory receptor 52N4-like. Gene Ontology annotation, biological process: G protein-coupled receptor signaling pathway. NCBI's taxonomy places the organism in Eukaryota, Metazoa, Chordata, Mammalia, Carnivora, Phocidae. The record is from RefSeq and is a predicted model, not a curated record. Gene Ontology annotation, cellular component: plasma membrane. Gene Ontology annotation, molecular function: olfactory receptor activity; G protein-coupled receptor activity.